Messenger RNA from Molossus molossus (Pallas's mastiff bat), 372 nucleotides. RefSeq names its product translation machinery-associated protein 7. The record is from RefSeq and is a predicted model, not a curated record. The coding region runs from base 26 to 313 and encodes 95 amino acids. Lineage: Eukaryota; Metazoa; Chordata; Mammalia; Chiroptera; Molossidae. The transcript has a single exon.
GUCUGGGGAAGGGGCAGUAGGCACCAUGUCCGGCCGCGAAGGUGGCAAGAAGCAGCCCCUGAAGCAGCCCGAGAAGCAAGCCAAAGAGAUGGACGAGGAAGAUAAGGCGUUCAAGCAGAAGCAGAAAGAGGAGCAGAAGAAACUUGAGGAGCUAAAAGCGAAGGCUGCGGGGAAGGGCCCCCUGGCCACAGGUGGAAUUAAGAAAUCUGGCAAAAGUGAGCUGUUCCUUGUGCCUAGGGCAAUGGUGAUCCUUAAUUCCAUUCCUUUUUUUAACAUCUGGAUUUCCUGCCAUAACAUCUCUUGCCAUCCAUAGCUAGAAUGAAGUGUUGUCUUGGAGCCUGUUGUACAUUUAAGAAUAAACUUUUGUAAAAA